Messenger RNA from Alligator mississippiensis (American alligator), 3816 nucleotides. RefSeq names its product caspase 6 (gene CASP6). Gene Ontology annotation, biological process: proteolysis; apoptotic process. Gene Ontology annotation, cellular component: cytoplasm. The record is from RefSeq and is a predicted model, not a curated record. NCBI's taxonomy places the organism in Eukaryota, Metazoa, Chordata, Crocodylia, Alligatoridae. Bases 74 to 982 code for a protein of 302 amino acids. The transcript has 8 exons.
GGGGCCCGCCCCGCGCCGGCGGUGCAGGGAGGCGGAGACGGGGCCGGGCCGAGGCUGGAGGCACGGCGCGGCCAUGGCGGGUGCAGGGCCGCAGCGCGGUGCAGGGCAGAUCCAGGUGGAUAGUCACCCAACAUUUCAAGCUGAAGAUAAAAACAUUAUAGAAAAAGAUUCCCUUGAUAAAAGGCAACAGUUAGAUCCAGCAGCACAAUACAAAAUGAACCACAAGAGAAGAGGUCUUGCUUUGAUCUUCAAUCAUGAACGUUUCAACUGGCAUUUAACGCUGCCAGAUAGACGUGGGACAUUUGCAGACAAAGAGAAUCUGAAGCGCAGUUUGACAAACCUUGGAUUUGAAGUCAAAUGCUUUGAUGACCUAAAAGUAGAAGAAGUGUUGCAGAACAUUUCUGAAGUGUCAGUGGAUGACCACAGUGAUGCAGACUGCUUUGUGUGUGUGUUCCUAAGCCAUGGUGAAGAUGAUCAUGUGUAUGCCUAUGAUGCUAAAAUUAAAAUUCAGAUGAUGACAAACAUGUUCCGAGGAGACAAAUGCCCAAGCCUAGUAGGAAAACCUAAGAUAUUUAUAAUUCAGGCAUGUCGUGGAGAUAAACACGAUGAGGCAGUUUAUGUUCAGGAUGCAGUGGACUAUACUUUAGAAGAGUCAGACAACAACAUAACUGAAGUAGAUGCAGCUGGUGUCUAUACAUUACCUGCUGGUGCAGACUUUCUAAUGUGCUACUCUGUUGCUGAAGGUUACUAUUCUCAUCGUGAAACUAUAAAUGGUUCCUGGUACAUUCAAGACUUAUGUGAGAUGGUGCGACAUUAUGGUUCGUCCUUGGAGUUCACGGAACUUCUCACUCUGGUUAACAGGAAAGUAUCUCAUCGCAAAGUAGAUAUGUGCAGAGACCAUAGUGCAAUAGGCAAGAAGCAGAUUCCUUGUUUUGCUUCCAUGCUGACUAGAAAGUUGUACUUUCCUCCAAAAUCCAAGUAGAGAUGUGUAGCAGUGAGAGCUACAUCUCAUUUUAUAGUUUACUCCAAAACAUGAAAAAUAUUUCUUCUUGUUAAUCUUAAUUUACACUGGGUGAACGGUUAUACUGUUUUUCACUGCAGUUACAGAACUGCACAGUUAUUGAAACUAGGGGUGCACUGAUAAAGAUUUCCUUGGCCAGUACCAAUAGUUGAUAAUUAACCAGCCAUACUGGCCGAUACCCAUCCGAUAACUGAUAUUUAGUAAUAGUGCAAGGCAUUUUAAACUAUUGACAUAAAUAAACUGUAACAGGUUGCCCUCCCCAGCGCCAUCUUCCUGGUCAUCUGCGUCUUAUGUGGGGCGCCCUUGAAGCCCUCUUGGAAUUCUUCUGUCCCGCCCUAAUCUCACCUGCCACGUCUUGAUGGAAAUUAUUAUGUGAGCAGGAGACUGCCUAUUAUAUUGGAUACGUUGGGGUCUCUCCUAGGAUGGCCUGACGCCUUUUUCUCUAGCUAGGCCUCCCCAUCCAAACCCACCACACAGGGUUCGACUCUGAGGCUCUAGCUUUUCCUUCCAGUGCCUGGAGGCUCGUGGCCCCCUUUUCUGCUCCUUUCUGGAGCACGGCACUCCCUGGCCCAGAGGCACAGGUGCCGGCCCCACAACGAGGGGGGCCGCAAGUUCAAAACCAGCACGCGACCCCACCAGUCCAAGCAAAACAAAACAAUAUACCUGCGCCCACCCGCCAGGUGCACCAGGCCUCCCCGGCCUUUUUAAGAUUGUCCUUUGAGUGCCGGGGUUUGUGUCCCAAGCUGCGCCCUUACUGGCUCUCAGGCUUUCCGCAGCCCUGUUGCACUCUGCGUCUCACUGGUGCCGGGGCUGUGCCCCCCCCCACAAAAGCUGUGCCUUCACUGGUGUUGGGGUCUAUGCCCCCAAAAGCUGUGCCCUCACUGGCGCCAGGGAUGUGCCCCCCAAAAAGCUGCGCCCUCACUGGCACAGGGGCUUCCACUCUGGAGUGGGUCCCCAAAAAUUAGGCCUCCUCCAAUAAUAGCGUCACCCAAACCUCCGGUAUUAUUCAAUAAUCACAAAAUAAUAAUAAUAAGAAGAAGAAGAAUAACUGCACGUGCUUAAUCAAUGCAGCAGGUCAGCUUACGUGAACUCUCUGAGUCUUGGCUCUGCGCCGCCCGCUACAGUCCUGGUUGUGGACGCAGUUGUCAUCUCACAGGGGCUUCCAUAGCUUCCCCCUUCCUGCCAUGGACCGCUCCCCAGACUUCUUCCUGGAGCUCUCAGAGGCACUGCUUCCCCUUCGGCUGCUGACCCCCUUUUAAAGCCAUUCAACCCAGGGUUUUUAUAGUCCUGCCUCUUCCGGUCAGCUGACUAGCCGUCCCAGUUCAGCAGUUAACCCCUUCCUCACCAGCCCUCCGUGCCCAGAAGGUUCUGGCCUUAUGGGGGCGCACCUUCUUCCUCGUGACAGGGUCAGGGUUCCCUGUCACAUAAACCAUUUUUGUUUGUUUUGCACUUUUAACACACAUGCCUCCCUGCUUUGGCCCUUCAUGAGGAAGGCGGUGACCACCUUAUUUCCACACGUUGCCUCCUUGCCCAUGGCUCCUACCCACAGCCCUGCUCCUGCACAGCCUGUGCUGCCAUCCCAGGUAAGUUGGGCGGACUCUUGCACAGACAGUGGCGUUGAGCACAUUCAGGGCCCGAGCACACCGCUGCCUCAGUGUUGGUGAGCCCCAUGCAGCCGAGCUCCCACAGCUGCUGGGGAGAAACCGCUUUUGCAAAGGCAUCCGGUGCUCAGCACAGUGGAGCAUCCCUCAAACAUACCUUACCCUGCCCAUGGAUAUCCCAGUGCCUCUGCAGCAGCCCCAGCACUCAGGGCCCUACUGCGUGUGCAGCAUUGCCAUGGUAGCAGAAGUGGGAGCCAGUAACAGUCCUUUUGUUGCUGAGCACGGUGCCCUGGGACUGCUCCCCAGCACUGCGCCCCCCCCACCCCCAAACUGCUUGCUGUAGUCUGCCAGGGCUCAGGCCAGCAGCAGAGCACAGGGACCAGACUUGCACUCGCCAUGGUGCUCCAGGCAUGUGGCUGUAAUUAUUGGGAACAACAACCAAAAAAAAGCCAAUAACAUAAUUUCUCCUUUUAUUGAUGCGGAUCCAAUAGCCAACCAAUAUAUUGGUGCACCCCUAAUUGAAACCAUGAAUCUUCCUCUACAACAGCGAUUCCCAAUCUGUGGUACACAUACCACCAAUGGUAUGCAGAUAACUUGCCAGUGGUAUGUGUUAGCAGAUUAUUAAUCAUUACUUUAUAUGACAAAGAUUUGCUGGUGGUACUUAAGGUUGUAUCAUUUUAAAUUGGUGCUGCACAAUCUGUCAGAGUUUGGGAACCACUGCUCUACAAGAUGAAUGUUGGGAUCAGAUUUCAGACUUAGCAAAGCAAUACUUUUUAUAAAUCAUUGUAGCAAUAGCAGUCUCAGGGAAUUUGAAAACAAUCGUUGUAAUAACGACUUCCAUGUACUAGUAGUGUGAGGCAUUCAGAUACUAUGUAGAUGGGAGCCAUACGUUCCGAAGAUGGAAAUCAGUAAAUCACUGUUUGGCUAGUGCUUGAAUAGUUUCUUGUUGUCUACUUUUCUAAUUAUGAUGCAUUUUGUAAUUUUUCACGGAUUCUCAAAACUGCAUUUGCUUUUUUUUUUUGCACUGACAGAACAGUUUCCUGAGAAUGAAAGUAAUGUUCAUCUGUGGGAAUUUUUCUGUAUCUUCACAAAUAUUUUAAUACAUUUUACAGUGUAUGCGCAGUUUGUUUUUCUAGGCUUCCAACUUGUAUAAUUUGUGAUAUGAUUUGUGAUACAUCUACAUUUUAAAAACAA